AUGUGCGCAGGGAGGCGGUUGACAGGAGGGGCGGCAGUGGCGGCAGUGGCAAUGGCAGGGCGGAUUGGUGGGGAGAGUAAGGGCGCACUUGUAGAUGGCAGGGGGGGAGUGAGGGCUGGGGGGAGUGCGGGGCAGAGGGGGCAUGCGGGGAGUGGGGGUGGGGCAAGGCACAGCGAGGAUGGGCGAGCAGCGGCGCGUAUGGUGAUGCCUCGCAGCGCCACUGUGGCUGCCGUGGUCUCCACUGCUGCCACUGCCGGGGGGGGCGGGGGAGCAGCAGCGCGUGCCAGUGCGGGCGGGGGUGGCAGGGGGUACGGCGGGUCAAGUGGUGGCAGGGCGGCAGUAGGGCAGGUGGAGCGCAGCAGCAGGCAGGGCGAGGAGAGGGCGCAGGGGUAUGCAGGGGUACAGGCGCGGGGAGGGACGCAGGUGAAAGGGGGGGGAAGAGGGGCUGGGGCAGCGGAGGGUGUGAGGCAUGGGAGCUACGGGCCCAGGCAGAGGCCCGCACCGACCAGGGAGGGCGCUGCUGCUGGCCGCGUGUGA
Molecule: messenger RNA, 537 nt
Organism: Closterium sp. Naga37s-1
Lineage: Eukaryota; Viridiplantae; Streptophyta; Zygnematophyceae; Desmidiales; Closteriaceae
Source: the annotation of a GenBank genome assembly